Messenger RNA from Aspergillus tanneri, 318 nucleotides. RefSeq lists its product as uncharacterized. The transcript is spliced from 2 exons. The record is from RefSeq and is a predicted model, not a curated record. The coding region runs from base 1 to 318 and encodes 105 amino acids. NCBI's taxonomy places the organism in Eukaryota, Fungi, Ascomycota, Eurotiomycetes, Eurotiales, Aspergillaceae.
AUGGCUAUAGAAAGAUUGAGGGUUUCGCAUGCGUCCCAAAACUCAAAACGUUAUGGACAACCAGUCAAGCCCCGUCAUACAGCAGCCGUUGCAACUAAGAUCACCGACAUCACCGCCGUGAACCAGCGGGGUCAGUCCGCCCUGUGGUGCGCUGCCGCUGAGAAUCCACCCCAGGUAGUCAAGGACUCCUCCACCAUCCCACAAUCCAGGCUGACCAUCAAAACGUGGAGGAUUGGUGGACACCGCUUGCAGUGGCAGGCGCUUACAGCUGUGCGCAAGUCGUCCGCCACCUCCUCCCUCAUGCACAGGAUGGUGUAA